This is a messenger RNA of Phlebotomus papatasi, 3142 nucleotides long. Its product is annotated as oocyte zinc finger protein XlCOF6-like. The record is from RefSeq and is a predicted model, not a curated record. Gene Ontology annotation, molecular function: DNA-binding transcription factor activity, RNA polymerase II-specific; RNA polymerase II cis-regulatory region sequence-specific DNA binding. NCBI's taxonomy places the organism in Eukaryota, Metazoa, Arthropoda, Insecta, Diptera, Psychodidae. Bases 502 to 2589 code for a protein of 695 amino acids. Gene Ontology annotation, biological process: regulation of DNA-templated transcription. The transcript has 7 exons.
AUUAUCUUGAGAAAAAAUCGAAAAAAUCUUCAUGGUGUUCAGCCAUACUAGAUUCGCAUUGUGAUUUCAUCAUAAAGAGUAGGCGUGUGUAAAAAGUAUAUUGUCUUGUGCAAAGGUCCUUCUUACAGUAAAAUAGGCCAUUUCAUGGAUUCUGUAAUAACCCCAAGCGGAUUUGAAUAGGGGAGGUUAAUACGACACAUAGUUUCUUUCUUCCCUUCAAUUCCUAUGUUCACCUCCAAGCGGGCUAGAUGCCUGGUAGACCAGUCCCCUCCCCAAUACACUCAGAGAGGAUUGGGCGAGGGGUUAACAACUACUCCCCGUAAAAUCAAUAUUGUUACCAAAACUCGCAAAUAGCCUCCAAUACGACGGACGUUUCGACAGCUACUGUCCCACGUUUCUGGAGCGAGCUGACGGAGAGUCACCAGGACUGAAGGAGGUUAGUGCGAAAAACCAGGUUCCUUAAACGGACGUUGCAACCACCUAAAACAUUUUACAACAACAAUGGAAGAUAAAAAAGAAGAGGAUAUAGUUUUAAUGGAACAUUUUGUGAAGGAGGAAUAUUCUAUUAGUGAAGGAACAUCUUCUUACAUAAAAAAAGAACCUGCGAACACUGAAGAUGAAGAAAAUAAACGGAACAUGAUUAAAUUUGAGAUUCUAGAAGUUGAUCCAGAAGUUAAAUCGAAAAAGAAAAAGCAUACUUGCCUGAUUUGCAACAAGACUUUCUCAAGAAGUGAUGGAUUGAGAAAUCAUAUGGAUGUACACAAUGAUAUCAAAUAUUCCUGUGCUCACUGUCCCAAAACAUUUAUUACAAAGGAAAAACUAAAAACUCACAUUCAAUUAAACCACGUUGAUAAACGUUCUGACCCUUGCAAGAUUUGCAAACAAAUAUUUAAGAGUAAUGUCCGUCUUAAGAUUCAUAUGAGAGAUAUUCACAACGUAAGGCGAGUUACACAUGAAUGCAGUACCUGCGGCAAGAAAUUUUUUUCUGAACAAGCCUUGCAGCUUCAUAUCAGAAGAGCUCACGAAAAAAAUAUUGUGAAGGUGUUGUUUUGCUCAAAGUGUAAUAAACCAUUUAAAAGAGAAUACAACUACAAAGUGCAUAUGGAAAAUCACGUAAAAUCAAAAAAGGGAUUUGAGUGUAAUAUUUGCUUCAGGAUAUUAGCAAGCAAACGCACUUUGAGAAGACACAAGCCUACUCAUACAAACGAAAAACCCUUCAUUUGCAAAAUUUGCAACAAAUCAUUUAGAGAUAAAUUUUUCUUAAAAAGUCAUAUGAAUUCUGUCCAUGUGACUUUUACCGAGGAUCCUCUUAAAUGUGUAUACUGUAGUAAAACGUUCAUGAAAAUUGGAGGUCUGAGGACUCACAACAAAAGGCUGCACCGUGGCCUUCCUUUAAGAGGUGAUUCAACUACAUGCACUAUCAAGAAGUGCAGUAGGGUAUUUGAUACUCUUGACGAAUUGAAGGAACAUGUAAAGACCCAUUCAAUUGAAAAACCCUUUCAAUGUGGGACGUGUCAAAUGUCGUUUCAGCAUCAAUACACUUUGCUGAGACACAUUAAUUUGUCUUAUACGAAAGACAAUAAAAAUAAUGAUAUAAGAAAAUUCGCCUGUAGCAUUUGCUGCAAGAGAUUUAUUGAAAAGGAUCUUCUUAAAAAGCACAUGGACAAGCAUAGUAUCGAGAGACGAUAUAAAUGUGACCAAUGUUCCAGUUCUUUUAAACAUUCCCGCUUCUUGGCUCGUCAUAAAUUUAUGCAUUCAAAGCCCACAAAAGAAGAAUACGUAAAAUGUCUCUAUUGCAAUAAGGAGUAUUGUCGAAAAGAUUAUUGCGCUCAGCAUAUUAAAAUUUGCCACCCUGGUCUACCUACUGAACUUACAGGUGAUGUUAUCAAGUGCUCAAUUUGUAUGCAGACCUUCAAAAAUCUAGUUGAUGUAAGAAAGCAUUCUCAGACUCACAAAAAACUUUUGGAAUGUGAAUUUUGUCUCUUGAAAAUCAGAAGUGAAUUUGGAUUAGAGACACAUAUAAAUAAAUUACAUACGGAUGUAUUACCAAGCGAAGACGAAGAAGGGACUUUUGAAUGUCCCACUUGUGUUAAGAAGUUUACAACGAGUAGAAUUCUUGAAAGUCAUUUGAUCAUUCAUAAAAGACCAUUUAUGUGUGCUAUAUGUUCAUAUUCAUUUUCAAGUAAAAUUCUAUUGAAUAAGCAUGUAAUCACACAUCGAAAAUACAAACCCUAUGGCUGUAGUCUUUGCCACAAAAAAUUUGAUUUCAUAAGUGAGCUUAAGAAACAUAAAGUAAUUCAUAAUAAAUCUUUUGUAUGCUCCAUUUGUCGUCGAAAAUUUAAACUAAAAAAAAAUCUCAAGCAACAUAUAUUAAUAAAGCACACUUCUACAAAUCUACUUAAACCAUCAAAUAAUGAAAUACAAAACUACGAAUUGAAAGAUGAGGAAUUCAAAGGCCACAUUGCAGAUCAAGAAAAGCUCUUGAGUGCUAAGGCAGAAGAUGAUUCUUCAGCUUUCGCAACCCAUCAAAAGAUUGAAACAAUUUUCAUAAAAGUUGAAAAGGGCAUUGUUAAAGAAGAAAACGAAUAAACAAUAUUUUUGUUAUCGUAAAAUCGUAAAAAUAAUGUCAUCCCUUUCAUAACUAUGAUAUAAAAAGAAAGAGAAUUAAUUAAGGACAAAAAAUUAAUGUUAAAUUGAAGAACAAGACUUUAGAAUUUCUGGGGUUCAGCUUGUAAAGAAAAAUCAUGGAUGGUAGCCGCUAAGUAGCCGAAUAUGGCGCAUAGAAAUAUGGCUGGCCACUAUCUACAUACAACACAAUCAAACAAUGUAAUGCGUUCUACUAAAGAGGAAUCAUAACUUGUAUAAAACAUAUAAGGGGUAAUUAAGAAGUUCUAUUAUGUAUUUUUAUAUCUUAUCUUGAUUAUUGCCUUUUUAUAAUUUAAAGUUGGCAUCUUAAUAUUAGAACAUGUUCUACAUUUCUUUUAUUCAUUAUAUUUUUUCGAUUUUAAAUACCUAAAAUUAAUAUUUAUCUUAAUCACUUUCUUUUAUAAGAUAUGUUUUCAAGUAACGGUAUCUGAAUAAAUUUUAUGCAAAAAAUUGAAAUGAAAAAUGAAUCAUACUUUAUAAAGAAUCUCAGCUAUCA